ACAGCUGCGAACAGCUGACUUGUAGCUGUACGCUGCUGUAUAUUGCUAUACGAUUUCGCGUAGUCAAAUCAUUACAUGGUUUUCUUUGUGUAAUGUUGAGAUUUUACUUAACGAAGUGAUGAUUGGCGAAAUACUUUAAUAUAUUCAGAAAGAUUUUAUGAAAAUGGAAUCUUUCCAAUUAAAUAAGGGCUUUUUUGACUUGUGUGUAAAUGUACCGGAAGGAGAAAUAGAUAAUUUGAAUGAUAUUUUAUUGAGAUUAUAUGAAAUGGGUUAUAGAACAGUUGCAUUAAAUCAAACUGUAAAUGAAAGUGUCAUGGAUAGUGAUAAAAAAAAGAAGGAUGAAACUAAGCAAGUAACAAGUGUGGUACCCGAUCCAAUUGAUGUUUCAAAAUUGAAUGAAAAAUGGAAUGGAAAACUGAGUAUACUUAAUAGGCUAACAUUUAUUUGUUCAAGUUCUAUAAAAGCGCACACAUUGGCACAAUGUCCAAAUUUAAGAAAAUAUGAUAUAUAUGCUCUUGUGCCAAUCAAGCAAGAUAUGUUGGAGUUUGCUUGUCAAACCAUAAAAGUAGAUCUCAUUACGAUAAAGCCAGAAAUUUCUGGUAUAAAAAUAAAUCGAAAAGUAUAUCGACAGGCAAUAGCAAGAGAUCUGUAUUUUGAAAUACAGUACGUAGAUCUUUUGAGACCAGAAACACGUGUAGCGGCUCUUCAUCGUUCUUAUCAAUUACAAAUGUGCCGCGUAAGCAUGAAUAUAAUCAUAUCCAGUGGUGCAAACAAUAGGAAUUUGAUCAGAAAUCCUUACGAUAUCAUAAAUCUUGGAUGUGUGUUGGGUUUGAAACGAGAUAAAAUAAAAUCAGUUAUAUUAAACGAAUGUCAACUUUUUCUUUUAAAAGCAAAAAAGCGGAUAUUUGGCAAGUCAGUGUUUACGAUAGAGAUUGCAAAAAAAUCAGAUGUAAAUGAGGAUGAAGAAAUAGGAAAGAAACGAAGAAAAAAGUCUUUAAAUUAG
Messenger RNA from Atta colombica, 1003 nucleotides. RefSeq names its product ribonuclease P protein subunit p30 (gene Rpp30). Bases 158 to 1003 code for a protein of 281 amino acids. The transcript is spliced from 8 exons. NCBI's taxonomy places the organism in Eukaryota, Metazoa, Arthropoda, Insecta, Hymenoptera, Formicidae. Gene Ontology annotation, molecular function: RNA binding. Gene Ontology annotation, biological process: tRNA processing. Gene Ontology annotation, cellular component: nucleolar ribonuclease P complex. The record is from RefSeq and is a predicted model, not a curated record.